Molecule: messenger RNA, 5593 nt
Organism: Manduca sexta (tobacco hornworm)
Lineage: Eukaryota; Metazoa; Arthropoda; Insecta; Lepidoptera; Sphingidae
Exons: 9
Coding region: 1755-5249 (1164 amino acids)
Biological process (GO): microtubule cytoskeleton organization
Cellular component (GO): cytoplasmic microtubule; cilium
Molecular function (GO): microtubule binding
Source: RefSeq, a predicted model, not a curated record
GCAUCUAAAUAUAAUGAAUACAAAUGUCAAAUUGCUGUCAUAUUAUCACAAAUAAGCUUAGUACCUGUAAUAUAUGCGCAAGGUACAUACCUUAUACUCUAUACAAUAUAUUUACACAGAAAUUGUGGAACGGACACGUACGUAUAAGACCAAGCACACAGUCAGACCAUGUCGUGCAAUAAAGUAGUUAACGAAAUACAUUUAUUAAAAAUGGAUUUCAUUCAAAAUCUAUCGGAAGAAGAAUUCUUAAAAUCCACGCAAUAAUAAAGAAGCUAUAAAACUUUGAAAAUUGGUGAAAAGGGAAGCUGUCAAAUUACAGUAAUAUUGAAUUGUGACGUCACCUAGUGUCAGCGGCCAUAACGCUGCGUGAGUGCCAAAAGGAUAGCGUGAUAACCCUACCACGCCCCCACUUUUGCUCUCAACAAUAUUUCAAAUAUAAAUCACUGCUUUAUUUUUCAACCAUUUUUGAUGCUGAUUUCACAGAAGAAUUUCUUUUUCAUAAUAUGUUCUGUUACGUAUAAAAUAAUAAACUAAAUCAAACAUAGGAAACUACCCUAUUGACAUAAUAUACGCCACUCUGCGCUACUCUUUAUCUAGAAAAAGUAGUUAUACAGCUAUACUUUUAUACCUACCGGAUAAAGUGCAAAAGCUCGGGCGUUUUACGACCAAUAUGUAAUUCAUUAAUAUCUACUUAUGAAGCUAUUCACUAAGCACUACUAUAUCGUAUGAAAAGUUGGAUCGUCGCAGUCAUGCGUCUACUUCCUGCGUUGACAAUCCAAGGCCCAAUAGGUAUUGGCCUUCACGUGUACAUACAUAGCCUUCGCCAAAUUAAAUACCCACUAUUAUGUAUAUUUUGUAAUUUGAAUUUUAUACUUCAUUUUAUUAAAAAUUUGAUCACAAUAAUAUUCUACUCCAUCACAUAAGCAUUUAUCAAUCUAUUAUUUUCAUGGUAAUAUUUUAGUCUUAGCUUAAUGUUCUUAGAACCUUUUAUCUUCAGCGUUAUAAUUAGCUUUUCAGCAGUCGUCACUCUCCUUUGGCCAACAAUGCUGCCAAGAACAAGUAUAUUAGGUAGGUAACGUAGAUAGCCCGUUGAUUUGUAAAUGUACCGACCUAAAGAAAAAUACAAUUUGCAAAAUACCUUUUGCUUAUUCAUGUUUAAUACUAGUGAAUUUUGUGUUAUAUUUACGUACUAUUAUAUGUGAUUUGACCCAAAGAGAAUAGUUACUUCAAAGUGUUGAAAUAUAGGAACAUAAAGUAAUACUAUAAGGACGUACCGAACAAACAUCUCUCUUGUUAUUGUCAGGUACGUAAUAAAGAUUUUCAUUUCGAGGUGUUUGGCAAGUGACGACCUCCAAAUUAAUUACAUGAAAAACGUAGUCUGGUUUUUUGGGUCAGCAGCCACUUUAAUAGCUAACUUUGCGACAAUUGACCUCCAAGAAAGCGAGCGACAAAUUAUAGGUAUUAUGGCAAGUUUAAUAAUACUGGUACGCGUUAAUAGUUACCUAGAAAUGCUUUUAUGCGUAGUGCCAGUUAAAAUGCUAAUUACUAUAACUGUUAUAGUAUCGCUCCAACCGCCACAGGUACGCUACGCCCGCACGUGAACGGCUUUUAUACAGCAGUGUAUGUGUUUUCAUCGAUUGGUCAGGGGCGCCGGGCGGUGUGGCUUACCGUCCGAUCAUUAACCCAGUUGUGUGGCGCUACGCGGCCCGGCAGGGCACGCGAGCCCGCCGCUCGUCAUCACUCAUUCAGGCGCCAUGCAACUGCCCGAGACGCCGCCGCCGCCUCUUGCUCCUCUGUGGGACCGCGUGCUCAGGGCCCGCGCUCUCCCUCCCGACCUUGAUGUUGAGCUUCUGUACAUCGCGAUAAGAGAUCGACUCGUACAUCCGGAGUGGGAAGUCCGCUUGCACGCGCUGAGAGUUCUCGCUGAUCUUCUUCCGCUCUCGGGGAACGCUUUAUCGUUCCCAUUUGAUCAAGUUGUUGACAAUUUAGGACACAGUUCACCCAAUGUAAGAAAAGCAGCUUUGGAUGCGUUAAAAGUGUUUUGUACUCACUGUGAGGAUGUUGAAUGUGCAGCCCGAGCCAUUCUGGACAAAUGUUCAUAUCACAACAUAAGGCCUCACUCCGCUAAUGUGGACAACAAAAUUAAUGUUAUCACGGGACUAAUUUUGUCAAUACCUUCUGUGAUGGGAAUUUUGAAACGAAGACAUCCAGGACUAGAUAUAUUUCCCAUAUUCCAUAUAUUGGGUGAAAAACUUUUUGAUACUGUACAUAGGGACGUGGCACAACGAUCUUUGAUAAAAUUGCGAAGAAUUUGCGGCCCUCGUGACUAUAUGAUGACACUUUCGAGAUUAGAUCCGAAAGUACAGGAAAAAUUUCGUAUUUUAUGCGAAACAUAUGAUGAAGAUUCUAUGGACGUAUAUUACGCACCAAGAAAAUCUGCUCUAGCUUACCGUGAAAAUAAUAAUCAACCAUUAGUGAAAGUGAAUCAUGUUUUCAAUGGACCCAUUACCGCUCCGUUGCGACUGUCAACAGACUCAUCUUCGGACGAUUCCCGAUCCAGGAUACCUUUUUAUAAUAACAGUUUUGCUAAAGUAAUAAUUGAAACUGAAAUCAAAUUCGACUCCGAUACAGCCAUCACGAUGACAGUCUUGGAGGAGAACGAAGAAACUGAAAGAAAUACAGGAACUGACGACGAAUAUGACAGCUCCGAUUUAAAUAUGCUCAAAUAUAGUGAUGGAGAUUCUGAAGACACUGAUGUAGUUGUGAAAAAAGUGCGUUUUGGCGGUGAAAGUGUUAAAAUUAGAACUCCAGAUAGUGAUAAUUUAAUUACAAGUGAAGAUGAUAAUCAUAAUAAAACAAAAGAGAAGGAUCACAUAGAUAACGCUUUAACUCCAGUCACAUCAGGCAUUGUGAACAAAAUGAAUGAGAUAAAACGUGAGGCGAUGGAAAGAGAACUACAUUCGAAGCACAUAAAAAAGAGUGGAAUACCGCUGCCAGUCAUUCAAAAUAGAACAAAAAAUAUCGUGACAAAUUAUAGUAGAGUUAAAUUAAAAUCUAAAUCAUUAAGUGAACUAUACGAUUAUUUUAGAACGAAAAACGACGUUAAUGAAGGGAAACCGAAAGAUGUUUCCGGGUUCGCUUUAACGCUAACAGAAGUACAUUCACCAGAAAAAGUACCAAGUCCAGUGGAACCUCAUAAAGAAGUAGAAGUUUUACAUAAUUUACAAAGAAGUCCUGUCGUCUCACCGCGCCGUCAACAAACACGAGUAACUUUGGAAAAAGAUGGAUUCGUGUUGAAUCUUCUGGCAUCCUCCCCGCCUAGUGAUGACUUGAUGUCGCCAAGACUUCCUACUCCACUGAGGGCUCACUACGACUGGGAGGAGUUAGACAUUGUGCCGCGAUACGUGGCUGAUCAGUUGCAUAAUACGGAGAACUGGAUAGCAGCAGUGAAGGCCGCAGACCAGCUGCACAGCACGCUGCUGGACCCUGACAGCGUGCGAAGAGUGGAGCCGGCAGCUAUCUCCUUAGUGCAACACAUGUGGGCGCUCAGUGACGCGGUAGCAGCCGCCAGGGCUCCGGCGGAAGGCGCGGUAUGCGCCUUGGUCCGAGCCGCGAGCAACGACUGCGCUAGGCAGCUUCUCCCAGUCCUCAUAACCAGGAUGACCAAGGAACCUCUGCCUGCAGCCUUACCCCACGCGUUAUUGCAAAGACUUGCCCUACACCACAUAGUCGACCUCAUAUUCGACCUCAACAUGAUUGGGAUAACGGGGGACAUCGAAGAGGUUCAGAAUGCUCAGCUGCGAGCGACUCUCUGCCUGGCUAGAGCUGCAGGCCCGGCCGCCGUGCUAUCAGCUGUUAGGAGAAGGCUCGCUGGCACCACUAGAGCUGAUAUGUUUUGUAAUGAAUUACGAGACCGUUUGAGCAGGCCAGUUGAGAAUAUCAAACCGAGCUUUAUUACAAGGGGUUCCCAACUACCAGUGCCUGUGAGACGCAGAGCAAGAUCAACGCCACCUCCUGCAGGACCUCCUCCUCCAAGGAGGUUAAGACCACUGCCAGAUUCAGCACCAUUGCCCGGCAUAUCCCAACCCGGCAGAGAGUUCCUGUUGAAGCGAUUGUCGCCAAUACCUCUGAGUGACAAAGACUCGAGUGCAUUCACUGCGUAUGAUGAAAGGACGGUUCUCUCGAACGGAAAAUCGACGCCAUCAGAAAAAUGUGAAAAAAUAAUUGACGAGGCCGAAAAAGAAACAGAAACACCUCAGCCACCACUGCCGCGCUCGCCUUCGAUCUGCGUCGAAGAUUACUCUGAGAAAACGAACGUGUCGAUCGUCAGUCACGAAUUGAAGUCUUUAUCACCUUCGCAAAGGGACGACGGGACGCACUCAAGGAACGAUCACUCCAGAAGGACCUCGAUCGUCGGUACACAAUCCGCUCCAAGUUCGCCGAUUUCUAGUCGGCGCGACUCUUUCAGGAGUCGCGUCUCAUCGCCGGCAUCCGUCACGAGCGACCGUAAGACGCCGGACUCGACGGAGAUAGUCGAGGAGCAGCCGCCGCCCCGCGAGCGGGAUGUGCGCGCUGCUCUCGCCGAGUGCGUGCUGCCCGCGCGCCACGAAGACUGGGAAGCCAUCGUCGCCAGCCUCGUGGAGAUCGAGCGACUGGCGAGCGAUGCCGGAGCGCGCGCUCCCGCGGGCAGCUGGCGGGCGGCGGCGCGCGGCUCGGCGGCGCACGUGCGCUCGCUGCGGUCGCGGGUGGCGCGCGCCGCGUGUCGCACGGUAGGCGCGCUGUUCGAGCACCGCGGCCGCGCGCUAGACCCCGAGCUCGAGGAAGCGGCCGGCGCGCUGCUCGAGCGCUGCGCGGAUGCGAACAGAUUCCUGCGCGGCGACGCGGCGAGCGCGCUGUGUCUCGUGGCGUGCGGCAGCGCCACGGGCCGCGCGGCGGUGGCGCUGGUGCGGCGCGGCGGGUCGCACCGCGCGGGGCCGGUGCGCGCGGCGGCGGCGGCGGCGUUGGCGCGGUUGGCGCGGCACGCGGGCGCGGCGCGGGCGCUGGACCUGCCGCCGGAGCCGCGCGUGAUGCUGCUGCGCGCCGCCGGGGACCUGCUGGGCGACGCCUGCGCGGAGGCCCGCGUGCACGCGCGGCAGCUGUGCCUUGUGCUCGCGGAGGACCACCGCUUCCGGCCGCUGCUCAAAGAGGCGAUGCCUCCGACGCGGUACAGAGCCGUGGAAAAACUCGUCGAUAAAUUACGGACUCGAUAAUACUGAUGAAGUGUACAUAAUAUACUGCACUAAGAUUCUGUAUGACGUGACUGUGUCGGGUUAGAUUUAUAGUCUGGGUAUUAAGACGUCCGAGGGAUUUUCUGAGAUAUGCAGGUCGUAAUUUGUAGUCGAUUUACACGUUGUGACCGAUCGAAUUUUAUGCCGACUGAACUGUGCGAAAGGUAUUUUUGUAGUGAAAUUAGGUAUAAAUGUUGUGUAUAUCUGUAAUUAUUACCUGAAAGGAAGUUACAUUGUUAUCCUCCGAUGGAGCGAACUUUGAUAUUACUCUAUAGAAAUGUAUUUAUAAAUUGUAUAAUUAAAAAUCCUGAUUUUAUUUACCCCUA